AUGGGAUUUCGGAGACUUCAACAUACCAAUACGGCGUUGUUGGCCAAAACUGGCUGGACAAUUUUGACAAGACCAUGUGCUCUUGUAAGCCGCGUCCUCAAGGUUAAAUAUUUUCGCAACUGUAACUUUCUUAGUGCGAGCGAGGGAUCAAAUCCUAGCUUUAUCUGGCGUUCUCUCUGUGCGGCAAAAUAUCUCCUUCAAAAGGGGUGUGUGAAAAGGAUUGGAAAUGGGCUUGAUACACGGGUCUACCAUGAUCCAUGGCUACCAACGGGGCAAUCCAUGUUUAUACAAAGUAUCCCAGAUGAUGAGAACAUGAAUCUUUGUGUGGCAGACUUGAUAGAUGAAGCUAUAAAAACAUGGAAUUUGCAGCUCUUGGAAACUGUCUUUUCUGCUGAGGAGAUAAAUUGUAUCAAACACAUUCCUUUGGUAUUCAAUCUCUGUGAUGAUACUUGGAUGUGGAAGUUAGAUAGAAAAGGAAACUACACUGUUAAGAGUGGCUACUUGGUGGUACAAAAUCAUAAUCUUCAGAGUUCGGAUGGUAACACUUGGAAGAAACUCAGGACCUUAAAAAUGCCAGCAAAGGUCUUAAAUUUUGCUUGGCGGGCAUUGAAAGGAGUUUUACCUACUGGUGAAAAUUUAUUCUCUAAAAAGGUUCUCCAAAGUAAUAUUUGUCCAGCAUGCCUUCAAUAUGCCGAAUCUAUCAUGCAUUGUUUAGUUAUGUGCACUGCGGCAAAACUAGUAUGGCUUAAAUCUUCUAUGGGGUGGCGGCCAGUGGGAGCCUCGUUCAUGGAAUGGUUCACGGCACUAGUAGCAGCUGUCACAAAGGAAAAACUGCAGGAGGCUAUAAUGCUCCUAUGGGAGAUCUGGAAUGCCCGCAACAAUUUGGUGUGGAAUGGCAAAACUAUGCGGCCAGAGACUAUCAUUCUUAGAGCCAGUCGUUUCUGGAAAGAGUGGACUUCAACGCGAUCUGAUAAUAAUAUUUAUUCUGUGGCUAGGCCAGAAUUUGUUGUUAAGUGGUUUCCCCCUGAUCCGGGUACGCUGAAAUGCAACAUUGACGCUUUCUAUGAAGUUAACUCUGGAAGGGCAUGGGCUGGUAUGUUGAUUCGAGACACUCAUGGAAAUUUUGUUCGAGGUUUUAGCACUUUAUUGGGAGCUUCACAUGAUGCAGUAAUAGCUGAAAUUCUAACCGUUCGUGAAGCCUUGAGCUGGUUGAAAAUGCAGCAUCACAGAUCCCCUAUUACUAUUGAGAUGGAUUGUCUUUUGGCAAAGCAAGCUCUGGAAAGAUCCGAUAGUGGCAACUCUUAUUUUGAUAUUAUUGUACAAGAUUGUAAAGAGCUCAUGCGCGACUUUACAUCUAUUUCUUUGUACUUUGUUAAAAGGUCAGCAAAGCAGCGUGCCCAUAUGUUAGCAAGGGCCGCGAGUUCCAUGUCUGAUGCGAUGGAAUGGAUUGUGCAUCCCCUAUCUUUGAUUCAUGAUGUAAUAACUUCUGAUAUGAAUAAUAUCUGA
This is a messenger RNA of Nicotiana tabacum (common tobacco), 1506 nucleotides long. The record is from RefSeq and is a predicted model, not a curated record. Lineage: Eukaryota; Viridiplantae; Streptophyta; Magnoliopsida; Solanales; Solanaceae.